Molecule: messenger RNA, 2362 nt
Organism: Pimephales promelas (fathead minnow)
Lineage: Eukaryota; Metazoa; Chordata; Actinopteri; Cypriniformes; Leuciscidae
Source: RefSeq, a predicted model, not a curated record
GACGAUGUCUGACAAGAAACGCAAAUAUCUUUCUGGCCAUGAAAAACGGCAAAAAAAGAGGCUGGAAGAAGAGAAAAAACAAGAAGAUAAACGAGCAUUGUUAAAGUAUAUGCUGCCAGUAAGCAAAGCUCCAGCUGUUGCCGGUUCAUCCACCCCUACCUCCAGCUCCACUGUCACACAAGCAGCUGGCAAUGCUGGUCUUUCUCCUGUUGAAGUGGUGAGCAGUACCCCCAUGCCUUCCACCACAUCACCUGGCUCUCUUUCUACUCCAUUGGAUCCAGCUGACUGGCCAACAGUCAUUAAUGACAAAGUACGCAUUGAUCUGGUGAGCAGAGGACCAGCACAUGUUGACCACGACUUCACAUUUCCAAAAAGACAAUCAGACAAUAGAAGGUUUCACUAUAAUUACAUGUUUCGAUCUCUUACGAUUGGUGAAAAGGUUAAGCUGGUUAACAUAUUUACAGAAAAAUAAUGCUGUCGAUUUUUUUGAAAACAAUUUACAACAAAAACAGUAAACAAAACUCAGUACAGAUGGUCAACAAGACUGUAUCAAUAUUGGCACAUUACUUAAGCAGCAUGAAAACAGCCCAGAUCAUGCUAAAAAUUUGCUGUCUUGGAAGGAGCUAGAAGUCCGUCUACGAAAAGGGGAGACAAUAGAUCAGACUAAAUUGUCCCUCUUAGAGGCAGAGAGAAACAGGUGGAGAGAGGUCCUCAUUAGGCUUGUGUCAAUCAUACAAUCUCUAGCAGAGAGGAACAUGGGUCUUAGAGGAUUUGUUGAUACGUUACAUGCCAACAAUAAUGGUAACUUCCUAAAAGAGGUGGAAUUACUAGCAAAGUUUGAUACUGUUUUAAAAGAACAUGUACGACACAUUGACAGUAGAGCAAAUCACACAACAUACUUGGGGAAAACGAUACAAAAUGAGCUCAUUGCUUGCAUCAGUGACACCAUUCUUCGUACAAUUGUGGUUCAAAUCAAGGAGUAAAAGUAUUUUUCCCUGAUUUUGAAUGGCACUCCAGAUGUCAGCCACCAGGAGCAGAUGUCUGUUGUGAUCCGUAUAGUCGACCUAAAAAACACACCAGAAGUCAGAGAGCACUUCCUGGGGUUCCUAUUAGCCCAUGAAUUAACUGGACUCGGCUUAUCCACACUAAUUCUAAGAAGGCUAGAAGAGCUGAACAUCCCCUUUGAGAAUUGCAGAGGACAAUCUUAUGACAAUGGUGCCAACAUGAAACGCCAAAAUAAAGGGACACAGGCCAGACUGUUGAAGAAGAAUCCUCAAGCUCUAUAUGUACCUUGUGCAGCCCACAAAUUAAAUCUGAUGGUGGCAGAUUCAGCCAAGGGGUCAGCGGAUGCCACUAACUUCUUCGGAGUGGUGCAGAAAUUGUACACCUUAUUUGCAGCUGCUUCCCAGAGGUGGGCCAUCUUAAAAGAUCAUGUGGACCUCACUGUCAAGACCUGGAGUGAAACAAGGUGGGAGAGCAGAAUUAACAGCAUUGAACCUUUACGUUACCACACCGUCAAAGUCAGGAAAGCUUUGCUUGAGGUGAGGGAAAAGACAAUUGACCCUAUGAUUAGAAUCGAGGCCCAGUCCCUGGCAGAAGAAAUUGGAUCAUUCAGGUUGCAGAUCUGCACAGUUGUCUGGUAUGAUAUUCUAUCAAAAAUUAACACAGUUAGCAAACUCCUUCAGUCCGUCAACAUGCAGCUGGACGUAGCAGUGAGUCUCAUAAAUAAAACCAAAGCAUCUCUACAGACCUACAGGGCAACUGGUUUUGUGGAUGCUCAGACCACUGCAAAAGAGCUCUGUGAAAGCAUGAAUGUUGAGGCAGUGCUGAAAGAGAAGAGGCUGCGAAGUACAAAGAAGCACUUUACCUAUGAGGCAGCUGACGAGGUAGUGACCACUGCAAUGAAGAGACUGGAAAUAGGACUUUUCAAUGUUGGGGUGGAUUGUAGCAUCCAGUCUUUGGAGGACCGAUCCAAGUAGCAGUGAUUCGCCUAAGCAGCAGUGCUUCGCCUGUGCUUCCCCCUAAUUUAGUCCCAAGUCAAUAUCUGCCUAAGAUAUCACCUAGUGUUAAUCUGCAUCUCUAUUUGUACUUGUUGUGAAUACGCAGGCCACAAGAAGUAAUUACGUGGGUUUGUUUAUUUUUUUAAUCACUUUUACUCAGGACAUGCUAGCUGGCAACAAAGGAUUCCAUUCAUUGUGCUAAGCUAAGCUAGCGCCGACCCUGUCAAACUAAAACAAUGCAUGCACUGAGACAAAAAUGCAUUUGCACACAUAUCUAAAUGUAGGAAAGAAUAUGAAUAAGCCCUACUUCAAAAAACGGUGGAGUGUUCCUUUAAGUAUAUUGAGCAAGCAUCAAAUGUUUU